Molecule: messenger RNA, 1136 nt
Organism: Heteronotia binoei (common prickly gecko)
Lineage: Eukaryota; Metazoa; Chordata; Lepidosauria; Squamata; Gekkonidae
Gene: TCTA
Product: T cell leukemia translocation altered
Exons: 3
Coding region: 25-345 (106 amino acids)
Source: RefSeq, a predicted model, not a curated record
CUUGGCGGGUGCCGAGCCGGGAGGAUGGCGGCGGCGGCUGCCACGGGCGAGUGGGAGGGUCCGUCGCGGGCGCUGCGGGCGCUGACCUGGCUCGGUCAGGAGUUCAUGUCGGACUGGGAGGCCCAGGACUUGCGGGCCGCCUUCUUCCAGCUGCUCUUGAUCUGGCUGUUUGUGAGCUUGCUGGGUAUCCAGGUGGCCUGGCGAGUCUAUGGGAACACGGUCACCGGCCUCUACUACCGGCAAGGACAGAAUGGAGGACAGAAUGGAGGAACACCAGAUGGAUCCUCCCAUUUCUCAAUGUGGGAGAGCUCAAGCAAUGAAACUAUGAAAACCCAUCGGGAAUGAUGACAGGAAUUGACAAAACCAGACUGUUGCUGCUCCAGAAGCAUAGAAGAUGCCUGUUGGGCCAGAGGCCUUGGUCCUUCAAUGCUGAGGAAAUUGCAGCCAUACUUGUCCUUUCUCCUGCCCUGUGGCCUGACUGCUGGCCAACACUGGUGCUGUAAGGAUUGCUCACCUGUGACUACUCCUGUCCAUCCUGUUAUUAAGCAUGGAGUCUCAGGGUUGUUCUACUCAGGUUGGGGAAGCUAAAGUUUCCCUCAUUAAGUUGUUUGCAUUCUUCUUUUUACUAUAGUGCUAAUCAUUUUGCCAACCAUCCUUGGGUCUCCAUUUGUUUAGCAUCAAGCUAAUCCCAUCGGGUUGGUUGGGGCCACUUUCUGCAGUUACGUUUUUAUUUUUCUUGGCUUCAAACAGCCUCAGCUCAAACGGGAAGCAAAUCUCAAGGAUGAGAACACUGAUGGUGAGGAGAGCCCCAUAUUUUAGUUUAUAGGUUAAGCCAUCCUUAUAUAUGCCUUUGGGAUGCUGUUGUGACCUAGCCCAGGAAAUUUGAAGUCCUUCUAUUUCCCUGCCCCAAUCAGUCUUUGCACUGUGUGUCCGUACUGAGAGUGUUGAGCUCACCAGCCUCCACAAAUAUUUCCUUUCCAAAGCAUAGUUCUUGAUGCUCAUGCCCUGGAGGAGUAAUGUAGAGUGUGCUCUGCAGCUGGGUGGUGUGCUGAUGUGUCACUUCAUUCUGCCAGCUGCUCCCUCCUGGCUGGUUGUGUAUAAUGUACAGAUUAUAAAGACAUGAUGGAAAAAGCAAA